AAAAAAGGAAGAGAUGUAGCGGCGGAGAAGUUGAAAGACGGCGACGUAACUGAUCAGAAACUUCGUGGCCUGAUUGUAAGUGAAUUGAACGAUAUCAAGGGCAAGUUGGAUGCAUUAUCACAAAAAGAUCUUAAGGCAGCUGUAGACUUUUUUGGAACAGGACUCAAGAAUUUAAAUGGUGCAGUCGUUGCAAUGCGCGGUGCUAAUGUUAGUGUGGAAGCUGGGGAAGUAUCUGAAAGAAAAGAAGAAGAGGACUUUGACGAACUGGCUUUGCCCUCAGACACUGACCCUGGGAAGACAAUUGCCGUCGCCGCUGGAAUAAGAAACAUGCAACUAACUGAGUUGGAUGAAACAACGAAAAGUCUGCUUUCUGACGCACAAGAGAAUUUCAGAUUAGCUGUUGAAAACGCGACACACGCUUGCAACAAUGAAGCCCUCAGCACCUUUGACCGAAUCACAGCCAUUCGAUAUCGUGUUAUGGCGGCAAUGUUAAAGUCAGCAGCUGAGACAGUGAGAACCGCGGGCGACUUGAAAAGCACUUUGCAGAAAGCCUUACCAUAUUGCGAACAGUGUUUGGAGAUACUCAAUUCGUUACCUGCUGUACGGAACAGCUUUAAAGUGGAGCUCAGUAAAGGUCCCCUAAACAUAAGAGAUCAAUUUGGUAAAGAUGAACGGAUGCAGAUAAUUUCCAUCGUGUGUCAAGUAAAUCGCACCAUCUACGAUGCCAUGCGAACGGUUGGUAAAGAUGUACAUGUCUUGGUGUGGCCAUAUGUUGACAUCGGAGUAGAUCAAGUUGACCCUCUGCGCGAUGUAAGAGUGUUACAAGUGUUGGAGAAAUCAGAGAAAGUUGACAUGGAGCACUACCGCAUUACACCGGGGUUGUCAUUUGAUGUGACGAUGGCAGGCAUUGUCUUUGCUACUAACACCGUGGGACAGUUUCUGUUUGCAGAGAAGGGCGGGAGAACCGUGCAUGUUUUCGAUAAAAAUGGUACAUUUGAGUUUAGUUUUAAUCCCCAAACUGAUGAUGCUAAAAUAGAGAUUCUAAUUGCUGAUCUCGUCACUGAAGACGUUAGCGAGAAGAUCUAUUUACUGAUCGAACUGUACAAUAAAGGAGCAUGGGAGAGAGAAGUGCAGGUUUUAAACAAAACCGCUGACCUUCAGUACAAGUUUCCUGUGAAAGGCGGGAGAAUACGCUCAUCACACAGACUGAUAGUUAGCGACAGCAAACUAGUAAUAUUGGCAAAAUGUGAGGCUCACGUGUACAAUCAGAAUGGUGAGUUUGAGCGUAGUUUUGAGUUUUUCAAGAGUGAAGACGACAAGUAUUUAGCUGAUUGCACUGCUACUUGCGAUGGUCGCAUCAUGAUAAUGCACCCUAAAAGAAACUUCAGCGAUUACCACUGUGUUCAUGUAUUCACAAUGGAGGGAAAGGAGAUUGCAAAGUUCAAAUUUGGCGUCGGAGUCAAUUUAGACGAAAUGUUGUUUUCACCUCGCUCUGCAGGUGAACAUGUUGUCAUCGCUGGUUACAAUGAUAAGGAUGGGAUCAUAAUAGUGGAGUUUUACACUGUGGAUGGAAAACUAGUGCGAAGAAUUCUGCUGCGUAAUAAAGGUAGACGUUUUUUUGAUGGAAUUACGGUAACCAUGAAAGGACACAUCGCUGUGUUUGUUGAUGGAAAGGCCGUUGUAUACUAAAAACUAAAAGACGCGGCUUUUUGCCUUGACAAAUACUUUGAGGAAUUUUAUACAAAACAACUGAGUUACAGCACAAAUCAUAACUAUAACAAAAUUCUCAAAUCUGAUUGGCUAUCAACUGCCCUGAUUUUAGCGUUAAUAGGACAGUUUAAUGGGACAGUACGCAUCAUUCCUAAGUAAUUGGACAGUACGCGCCAUCACGUUCGCGUUUAACUGGAUUCUUUUUACUGGUAGCAAAAAAAAAUCUUGGAAUUUCUUGUGUUUUGAUUAUAAACAGAGCCUUAUAAAUCACAAAUUUUGUUAA
Porites lobata is the source of this 1993-nucleotide messenger RNA. NCBI's taxonomy places the organism in Eukaryota, Metazoa, Cnidaria, Anthozoa, Scleractinia, Poritidae. The record is from the annotation of a GenBank genome assembly.